UAAGAUGGGUUAUAAAUAUUAUAAGUCGGCUCUUAAAUUGAGUGAUCAGACAGUAAACUAGGAGACAAAUUUGAAAUUAUUAAUCAAACUGCGAUAGGCAAAAACCAAAAUCAAAGGCACGGGGGUGAAUCAGUGUAUGAUAAUCAGAUUUUUAAAUACAAGCGGGACAUUGAUCGACUUUUUAGAUGAAAGCAUGACAUUGGGUUUCCCGCCGGAACAUCUUACCCUCGAAACUCCUUAUUUUCAAAUUUUGGUGGCAAUUACAACUCGUGAACUUAUCAUCCAAACACAAACCUUUGUCAAAAUGAAUAAAAUAGCGCUUGAUCUUAUUAAAAUUCACAAAAAUGAAAUUGAAUUAGCAGGCUUUAUUUCAAACAGAACACAUCCCACUGAAUGAAGAUUAUGACAAUUAUAAACUACUGCUCAUGUACCAAGGCAUUGUUGUGAACUAAUAUAGGUUAUACAGUACUGUUUGAGUUACAGCAUGCUAUUUGUUGAGCAAGAGAAGAAAUAAUUAUAGAAUAGUGAAGUAUAAAAAUAUGUAUAUUUAUAUGAUAUAAAUAACUAAUUGUGUAAGGAUUUUUCUGAUUUUUUCUAGCAGCUGCUGGAGUUUAGACAGUUUCAGAGGUUAUAACUAAUGAGGCCCUAACAUUUGCAAAAUAGAGCAUACUUUUAAUGAUCUUGUUGCUAUGUAUUGAAAUAGGUAAUACACUUUGAGAGUAAAAUUCUAUUUCAAAAUUCAUUUAAGUUUUAUUUAAUCCUCUGAAAGUGUUUUCAAAUUACUGGGGGUUUUUUGUUUGCAUUUUAUGUUAAUAUUAAUUUGUUGUUAGUCAACACAGUUGUCACAAUUGAAAAUUCAGAGUAGAUAUUUGCUUUUAUUUUUAUUUUUAAAAUAUGAACGCAUUGGUCUUUAAAACACCAGUUAAGCACGCACUCAGAAAAGCUACAGGUGGAAAUUCCACUUUGAAAAUAAUAAGUUCUGCCUUGUUGCUAUAUAGUUACGCAUAGCAUUUAGUUGUUUCCCUUGGUUCAAAGGGAGUACAGUAUUUGGUUGCUGAACCAACCUUAAAAUAACACAAAUAAAGUAUGCUUUAAAAUUGGACAGGAAAAAAAAAAGACAACAGAAAUCUUUUUCUUUCAGAAAGGCUAUAAUGUGUAGUUUAAGCUGCGUUUCACUAGACAUGGCAAGAUACUUGGUCUGUUUUGUCUGUAAUAACCCUGAGAGAGUUGGGAAAAACCCACUUUUGUAAUUUGUAAAGAAUGGAGAAUGGUUCCUUAUGUUACCUGCAUCCUCUUAUCCACAUUGAAGGGGGAAAUAUAUAUGAGGAUAAUGCUUGUAGUAGAAUAAUUAUCAGGCUACAGCCAAACGGAGCUUUGAGCAUAUGUUAAUGAAGCAUGACCAUACAGGUCCAUCUAGUCUUGAGACAUAGCUAAUGAGUUUUAUCCUUACUUCCAAAAUGCAGAUGAAUGCUGACCAAGGUAUCAGGAGUGACCUUUCAGAAGGAAAUGAAAAUAGAUUACAAAUCAAUAAUAAUGAUAAAGAUCUACAAACACUCCAAGUAGUCAUGGCCAAUGUACCUUGUUCUUCUGAAACAUCUGUAAUUAUGGUCACCUCUUCUAGUCAAGCUUCAGUGGCUAGCGACAAGGUUGUUGAGAAUGUAAAUGUAAAUGCCAGCACCAGUGGAGAAGAACAGACUGAAGGAAGUGUUGCGAAGCACUCCAUAGUGGAGUCCUAUGUCAAGAUGAUCGUGUGUCGCAAGACCACAGUGAAAUUAGUUAAUGUCAGCACAGGAGAAGUACUGCAAACAUCCUGCAUGACAGAGGAAGACGAGCCUGUGGUAUUGCAAGUGGAUCGUGUGGAGAGUUCAGAGACCAUUGAUAGUGAGAAGUACAAGUCAAAUAAUAAUAAUAACACAUUAUCCGAAGGAUGUGCUCAGGUACUGAAGCCAUUGACAGGUCAAAAUGAGGAAAAACCCAUGACUAAAAGACCCGUUAGGAGACCAAGACUGAUAAAAGCAAAGGUUUCUGCUGUUAAUAAAGACAAUGACCUGGUCUUAUCAGAAGGAGAGAUGAAUUGUGACUCUAAGAGUUCAACACCAGAUAAAGAAGACUGUCUGGAACAUGACAGAGCAGGACAGGCAGAAAAAAAUCACAUAGUCUUAGAAAAUAGAAAUGAGGCAAAUUCAGUUGCUGAAUCUGAUUCCGCUCUUACAAGGAGCAUUGAAGCAGCAUCUUCAUUUAUCAAGAAAGAGACAUCAGUGAAGCUUAUGAGGCAAUCCAUCAUUACAACACGCAAACAAGCUGCUGCAGCUGCUGGCAGAGUGGCUCCGGCACCAUCAAUACUGCAUGAUCAGGCACCUGCCAGCAAUGUACAGCUUCCUAUAAAGCGAGGAAGGGGAAGACCUCCCAAGAGACCUCGCCUUGUAGAAUGUAAACCAGAACCCAAAGAAACUGAGGUGGAGAAUAAAGAACUACCAAAUGAACCAUCUGGAGCUGAAGUCAAAGAAAGAAAAGAAACAAAAGAUGAUUAUGUUGAUGAAGAAGGUGGUGGUGGUGGUGAAGAAGAGGGAAAUGAUGAUGAUGAUGAGGACUGGAGUAGUGAAAUGGAAAGAACACAAAAACAAGAUAAAAUAAGAAAGGCAACUGCUCAUUCAUGUGAGAACUGCAAAAAGCACUUUUCUUCUGUGGCUACUUAUUUGAAACACAUCAAGAGGAGGAAUUGUGAAGCUACCUUUUACUGCAAAAUGUGCACCAAAAUUUUCAGUUCCCAUGAUCAGCUGGACAGACAUAUGGAAGGUCACCGUGACCAAGCAGAAAAUGGCAAUUACCACUGUCGUGACUGCAACCGCAGAUAUGCAACUCGAGGUGGCUACAUGAAGCACAAGCGCCAGGGAACUUGCUUCAAGCGAGAUGAUUUUGAAGAUGGAGUCAAAGGAGAGUUUGAGUGUGAAAUCUGCAAGACACAUUUCCGAACUGAGUCAUUCCUCAGGCUGCACAAAUACAAGGUUCACGAGAACCCUGAUAAUGUGUAUGAGUGCCAUCAGUGUGGACGCAAGUUCUACAGUCGGCAAGGGUAUCUGAAGCACGAGGCAGCAAAGAGCUGUACCACACCAUUUACCUGUCCUGUUUGUGGGAAAACUUACUCAAACAAAGCCCGGGAGAGCUUCAAACUUCACAUGAAACACCACAGAGCAGAGGCUGAUGGCAUUCAAUUUCAAUGUGAGGAAUGUGGACGUACCUACCUCACAGAAGAGGCACUGAAAAAGCAUAGAAUAAAGCACACAGGUCUUAGGCCUUACAAGUGUAGUGUUUGUGACAAGACAUUUCCAAUGCGAUACAUGGUUAAGGAUCAUGAGAGGACACAUUCUGGGGACAAGCCGUUCUUGUGCAGCAUGUGUGGAUCAUCUUUCAGUAAUCGUGGGCAUCUCUACAGGCACAUCCGUUCACAUGAAUUUGGCACGCUUCACAAGCGAGGUCGUCCAAAAAAGAAUACUCUGAUUCAUUUGAGACUGCCAAGUAAUGAUGGUGGUGAUGGCACUGAAGGAAUUGUGGAUGAUGGCACCAUACGUGUGAUGGAGAUAAAAACAGACCCUACACAAGAUCAGCAUGACUUAGGUUCCUCCACUGUGAUGAGUCCUACCUACAUUACUGUGCACACAGCACCUGGGCAGGUUAUGCUGGACAGCCAGGUGGCACAAGAAAAACACAGGAAGUGACGAUGACUGAAGGGCAGUUGCAGCAUGUCGUCAUGCAGGCCGAAGGAAUGUCAGACCCCAUGGUCAUCCAGGUAAUCCGAGACUGGACUGGAUCUACCACUUACCACCAGGUUUCUGAAUCACAUGCAGUUGCAGAAACACAUGAAAUCUUGCAGACACAUAGGGUGGUACCUGCUGUAUCAAGUGCACAUCAUGUUACUGUAGAAGAGAAAGUCCUGACUCAUCAGCAGCCGCAGCAUCAUGUGGUGGUCACGGCAAGUCAGCAGCAGUCCCAUGCAUUGAUUGCAAAUCAGCCUGCCAACUACUAAACCUAUUUUUAGUACCAUCAUUGUUUGUGCAAUUACCAAUCAUCAGAUAGUUAAUUCCAUUUAUUGUAUAUUUGUUUUGUCAAAGCUUGAAUUUGUCAUGAGUUAUUAGUACAUUGCUAUUAAAACCUUCAUAAAUUCUAACCAUACUUUGUAAAGAUUAAGCCCCCAAUGGCCUGGCUCCUAGUGCUGGGGGUGGACACCUUUUUACAAGCCACAGAUAUUUUCUCCUGUAAAGGUUUUCAGAUAUUCUGAAAGGCCUCUGCAAAUGACUCACAUGCUGGCGAAGUAGCCCUUUAGUUCAUUCAGAAUUUCUCAUUACAACAAAAAGCACAGAGAAUAGCUUUUUGAUCUCCCACCCCUGAAAAUAUUCUUAAUUGCAAAUGCCUCUGGGCACAGGUGCGCCACAUCUGUAAACAUCAAAGAAGGAUCUCAUGGGAAUGUUUCGUUUCCUCGCUGACAAGCCGUGUUCCUUCCUGGUUGGUUUGGUCAACCAUAAAAAAACUUAAAGGAAAGAGUAGCAAUAGAGCGGUAGGAAUUACUUACAGAUCUUCAAGAAAUUGCGAAUUAGCUAGGAACUACUUUUGAAAUGACUGUACAUCUUCAUCACAAUAUUUUGCGGCUUUUCAACAUGUGAAAGCUUGCAAAGAAUCAACACAAUGCAACUUCCAGUCCAAUAACUUGGAAGCCAAAACACUGAUUUCUCGAUGUCUGAGCUUAAACAAGCACUUUCAAAGUGCUCUCACUCGGCCCCAGGACCAGACAGUAUUUCAUACCAAAUCGUAACUAAACUCCCAGACUCAGCAUUGAGGACAUUACUAGUGAUUUUCAAUCAUAUAUAGAGCUCAGGAAACUUUCCUAUGGCUUAGCAUGAGGCUAUAAUAGUCCUAAUACUUGCUUUCAUGUGUGCUACAAAACCCACAGAAAUUUCAUGACCUCUUUUUGCUUGAGCCUAUUCUGCUGACAAUUACAGAUGUUGUAAAUACUUUUCUUUUGUCUAGAACUCUGUACGUUAGUUAAGACCCCUUAAAGAACAACCUGAAUUCUGAAAUUUGACAAUCUCUCUAAUCUUACCAAUCUUAUUUUUUCACAGAGGAGAGUCAGUUUGUUCUGUACUGCCUGUCAUUGUUCGGGUAGGCAAAGCUGAUGUUCCUUUUGUACCUUGAGCUUUAGCUAACUUUAGGUUACAUAAUGUCUACUGACAUGUCCCUUAUUUCUAACAUCUCCUAUGUUGUGUAUUAUGAACUCCGGAAGAUGGGCUCCAUUUGCCAUAAUGCUCUGUCCAUCUCAACCAACAAAAUUCAAUCUGCUCAUUUGUUCUGUCUAAAGUAGACUAUUGCAUCUGCCUUCUUGCUGGCUGUCCACAGUACCUCGUUCAGAAAGUCCAGAACUCAGUUGCUCAUCUCAUUUUCCAGACUCAUAAAUCUGAACAUGUCACACCUCUUCUUCGCUCACUUUAUUGGCUACCAGUUAAAGCUAGAAUAGACUACAAGCUCCCAAUCCUAGGCUAUGGAUUUUUUGAAGGCUUCCACACAGACACACUACUUUACUGAAAUCUUGGCUGUCCACAUUCCUGCUCGAAACCUUCACUUCUCAUCAGACUUCCACAUUCUAUCCUCCCUCCCACAAAGACAGUCACAUACAGACAACGGACGUCCUCCCUCUGUGCUGCUAAACAGUGGAAUCCUCUCCCACAUCACAUUUGCCACUCUGACUCCAAGGCUACAUUCAAACGCUCUCUGAAAACAUAUUUGUCCACUAAGUACAAUCCCUAAAUAACUAUUCUUAACUCUUUUUGUACUGUUGUCUGUCAUGUGAACCAUUAUGUAACUACUCCAUCUCUACACUGUUUAUAGUACCUUUAUCCGUUGCAUUAUGUUCUACUCGUGUACUUCUUCUUUAUGUUGUUCAGUGUGCCUACACGUAUCUUAUGUUCACUGUCUGCUACCUAAUGUUCAUUUAUCAUCACUGAUGAGUGCAGAGGGUGUGACCUAUCUUGGUCAUGAUGCUGUGUUACAUAAGUAUGCAUAUGAUUAUUAUUAUUAAUCUCAAUCUAACUUCUCUCUUCUUUCCAAAAUUGAUGUAUUGUCCCGCAGCACAGCAGUUCAUAUAUCGUGUGGAUGCUAAUAAGCCUUAGCAGUGUAUUGCAAGUCCUGUAGCACUGAUGCAGCUUUGGUUUGAGUGAUUAAUGAUCUUCUGUAUCUGACCAUAGUCGUGUCCCAUUUUUAUCUCUUCUGCACUCACUUGUAACAGUGGUUCUCAAAGUAUUUCAGACCGUGGACUACUUUACUAAAGUAAAAAAUAUGGUAGACCACCAAGGCCUAAAAUCACUCUGUAUCAUGAAUUUCAGAUUUAAAUUGUUUCAUUACUAAAUGUACUUUUGUGACAGUAGUAAAGUAAUAAGUCUACAUAAAAUUAUAUACUUUGCAAAGGAGGCAUAAACAUUAAAAAUAAGGAAGUGCACUGUGUUAAUAAGGGGUAACAGAUGAUGUUAUUAAAGAGUGACAAUGCUCGCAUUGUGACAUAAAGACUUUGUUGAUAAGCAAGCAGUUGGACAUCAAUAAAAAUUAAAACUCAUGUGAAAUCAAUGCUGGACUAAUUGGCGUAUCUAGCGAUUUAAGCGUCACUUUGCUGAUAUGAUGACUGUCAGCCAUGGACUACCUGACUCAUGUGUAUGGCCCACAAAUGAUCCGUAAACCACACUUUGAGAACCACUGAUUUAUAAUGUUCAGUACCAUCACUUUCAUUCACUUUUAGGAUUUGGGAACUGUGAAGUUUUCCUGACCACCUAUCUUAUUAACAAGUAUAAAUCAUCAUAGGCACAUGCCUAUAAUAAUAAUAAUAAAAAAACCAAGACCAAAGUUCUACUAUUUUUCCUCUAGCAAGCAAUCUUUUUGAAGUUUUUGGAUCUAUAGUUUGGAAAUCCAUGCUAGUGCUUCUAAGGCAUACACAGACAUAUGAAACCUUGAGAAAACAUUUUAAACCCCAUCCUUUCCGGAAAUACUUAACAAAUUUCAAGAGCCCUCAACAAAGAUGAAUGGAUUUCAUUUCUUAACAUAAAAAUCGUACUUUAUCUGAAGUAUAAGCAUUAAUGGCAAAAACAUUGUUGGUAAUACUGCUGAAACAGUUUUGAAGUUCAAGAUAAACAUCAAGUGCCUGACAUUGAAAGGGACAGUCAGAAAUGGAAGAUAAAGAGACCAAAGACUAUCUGUUUAAACAACUAGGUGAACAUUCUAUAAAGAAUAAAGGGGGCAAAAAUGGAGCAUUCAAAUAAAUCAUAAUUGAAAAGCUAGCAACUGCUAAACAAGCUGUUCUUGUUACAAACUGUAAAAAUUUAAUUCACUAUUUUAAUAAUCUUUAAUUAAUAGAAGCAUUCAUUUGCUGAACAGCUGGACAUACUUAUACUUCAGAGCCAAAUAGGUAGGAUAUUAGCAAUAUUUUAAGGAGCAUGCUGUAGUAGGUACAUUGAUAUUUCAUUGCAUAUAUGCAUAUAUAUAUUAAAGACUUUGGGACUAUGAAAAAUCAGUGUAGAAUGGGGUGGGUUUACAAAAAAAAAAAAAAUUAUAUGCAAGCAGAAUGUACAUUUCACAUCUGUUAAGCAGGAGCUAUACUACAAGGACUAGUAUGGCUGGACUGGUAUCAGUCAAUGAAUGAAUAAUAAACACAAAGCACAGAUCUAAACAAUCCAUAGAUGGAUACCACAGUAGGUCCAAAAAUGCCAAGAGAAGUGUCAAACCUCUUGCCCAUUAGGCAAGGAGAUAUAACUUUUUAUUAUAUUAUCUAACAUGGAUUCCUCAAAGAUUCAUGUGUAUAGGUGCGUUGCUGUCUGUCUGCCAAGACCAAGGCUUAGCCCCUUGCAAAGUUCUCCUCUGUCAGUAUUGACGAGCCUAAACAAUGAAUGUGACUAAACCGGAAGCUUUGUAUAAACCUGCCUCGUUUCAGUAGUUAAUCUGAAAUGUGAAUAAACCGAAAGCUUGAUA
Pomacea canaliculata is the source of this 8001-nucleotide messenger RNA. Its product is annotated as zinc finger protein 324B-like. Bases 1434 to 3716 code for a protein of 760 amino acids. Gene Ontology annotation, biological process: regulation of transcription by RNA polymerase II. Lineage: Eukaryota; Metazoa; Mollusca; Gastropoda; Architaenioglossa; Ampullariidae. The record is from RefSeq and is a predicted model, not a curated record. Gene Ontology annotation, cellular component: nucleus. Gene Ontology annotation, molecular function: RNA polymerase II transcription regulatory region sequence-specific DNA binding; DNA-binding transcription factor activity, RNA polymerase II-specific. The transcript has 7 exons.